AUGGUGAGGAGUCUCAGUUCUGCCCAAAACUCCGCGGGAAUCCAAACGCUGCUCGAUGCCGAACGAGAGGCCCAGAAGAUUGUGCAGAAAUCCAGAGAAUACCGGACAAAGCGAGUGAAGGACGCUCGGAGUGAGGCACAGAAAGAGAUUGAGGAGUACAGAAGUCAGAAAGAGGCUGAGUUCAAGGCGUUUGAGAAGGAGCACAGCAGCGGCAACCAGAAAGCUGAAGAGGAUGCCAACAAGGAGGCCGAGGCGAAGGUGAAGGAGAUUAAGGGGAUUGGGAGCAAGACUGGCUCCAAGGUGGUGGAUCAGCUGCUUGCUGCCGUUAUAGAUGUCGAGCCUAAGCCACUCAGAUGAGAGCAUGUCGGACGUGAUAAGAACUACGGACCACCGGAAUCCAGGAGUUGGACAAUGUUAGCUCCCUGAUAGAGCGUUUACGGAGGACCCUGGUUAUCUGCUAUCCAUCAGGAAAGAGGAAUCCUUGUUCACAGUGCUGGCAUUCCAUUUUCGAAUGUACAAAGAUUACAAUUGCACAAUAAGGUGCUUAUUGAAGUUGUUAUCCGUUCUUGUAUUAUUCGUGAAUCAUCGAACAACAAUAAGAACCCAUGGAGAGUAUUUGAAGCAAUGUACGUAGCUUAGCAAUAUAGAGCGACAAUAUGAGACAGAAAGACCAAUCCU
Molecule: messenger RNA, 678 nt
Organism: Mytilinidion resinicola
Lineage: Eukaryota; Fungi; Ascomycota; Dothideomycetes; Mytilinidiales; Mytilinidiaceae
Product: V-type ATPase
Exons: 6
Coding region: 1-357 (118 amino acids)
Biological process (GO): proton transmembrane transport
Cellular component (GO): vacuolar proton-transporting V-type ATPase complex
Molecular function (GO): proton-transporting ATPase activity, rotational mechanism
Source: RefSeq, a predicted model, not a curated record